Desarmillaria tabescens is the source of this 1027-nucleotide messenger RNA. RefSeq names its product metalloprotease. The record is from RefSeq and is a predicted model, not a curated record. Gene Ontology annotation, molecular function: metallopeptidase activity. NCBI's taxonomy places the organism in Eukaryota, Fungi, Basidiomycota, Agaricomycetes, Agaricales, Physalacriaceae. The transcript is spliced from 5 exons. Bases 1 to 861 code for a protein of 286 amino acids.
AUGUUAUAUCUCACAUCGACUCUCUUAUUUGGUACAGUCUUCACACCAACCCUGGGUAACGCGCAAAGGACUUGCGCAUCCUACAUAAACCCCGCAGAUAUAAUCGCAGCCGAAGCUCAAUUCCUAAUCGAUUCCGCCCUCCAAGCUUUCCCCGCGGCGAAUGUGGUGUCCGGACGCUCAUCUUCACCGAUAAAUGUAUAUUUCCAUGUCGUCUGCCAAAACGCCACAUUCGGCAAUGUCUCAGAUACUCAAAUAACAAAGCAGAUGAAGGUCCUGAACAACGCAUUCUCCGACACAGGCCUUUCCUAUGUCCUUGCUGGGACUACUCGCACCGUUAACUCGGAUUGGUUCAAUAAUACAGAUUCCGGUAAUUCUCAAGAUGCCGCAAUGAAAAAAGCUCUUCGGCGUGGCAGUAAAGCAGAUUUGAACAUCUAUACAGUCGGAUUCACGUCCAGUUCGACAGCUGGAUUACUAGGAUACUCGACCUUUCCUUGGAAAUAUACCUCUGCGCCUACAGACGACGGCGUCGUUGUAUUGUUCUCCUCCCUUCCAGGAGGCUCUAUUCAAAACUACAACCUGGGUCACACAGUGUUGCAUGAAGUCGGUCACUGGGCCGGUCUUUACCAUACGUUCGAAGGGGGAUGCUCGGGACCAGGCGACUACGUUUCUGAUACUCCCGCAGAAGCAUCCCCUGCUUCUGGAUGUCCAUCGGGGCGAGAUUCAUGUACGGGAAACAGCGGAGUAGAUCCAAUUCAUAACUACAUGGACUAUUCAUACGAUAGUUGCAUGACAGAGUUUACCACCGGUCAGGCGAUGAGGAUGAGAAUGCAGGUGCAGACGUAUCGAGGAAUUUCUACAUGAGAGGUUGCUCAUCAAACAAACCUUAUCGCGAUACCACGGCCCGAUGUAAGGCAUGAUACUUGAACCGAACAAUGACGGCAUACCUUUAGGCUCAGCCUGAGAUUCAAUUUAAUACGACAUCCGUCGACAAAACUUUGCUGCCACCGCCGUAAGGUAGUCGAAUCCU